Molecule: messenger RNA, 1444 nt
Organism: Pangasianodon hypophthalmus (striped catfish)
Lineage: Eukaryota; Metazoa; Chordata; Actinopteri; Siluriformes; Pangasiidae
Gene: nkapd1
Product: NKAP domain containing 1
Exons: 5
Coding region: 436-1122 (228 amino acids)
Source: RefSeq, a predicted model, not a curated record
AUCACCUCCAGACUUUUAUUCCUCUCCCUUUUUUUUUGUUGUUGUCUUUGCAUUUGGGCUCAAAUAAUGCUGAUGUGUGCUAUAAUAGACGAGAAAGUACCAAAAAUAUCAGUACUUCCUACUUUUUACGGAUCAGUUUAAGGAAUUUGUAUUUUACCUGAAACAUUUCACCCAGUCUUAUUUUAAUAAUUAAAAAAUUAAUUAUAUUUGUGCCACAGCUGUUUUGAAUUCUCAAUUCUGAUUGGUCAGAAGGUGUUGAUUAAUUUUCUAUAACAGCAGCUUUGACAGUAAUGCUGGCUGUAAUUCAAAUCACAGGUUUUUAUUAAUGAUCUUGUUCUAAUACAUUAUUGUUUCUGAAAUAACUCAUUCGCAGGGAAUUGUGAGCAGACACUCUAUAAACUACGGAAGCCUUAAGAGAUACAGGAGGAGUCAGAGAUGUGGAAGCUGAGAGACAUGGAGCUACAGACCUCGUCUCCUCGUGAAUCAAAGCACAGCUGGAGCACAAGAAGCAGCAUGCACUGUGACCGAUACCUGAAAGAGUCAGAAGGAUCCACGCGUGGCAGGCUUGGAGAAAGAGCAUGUCUUUCUGAGAGAGAUGAGCGAGAGGCUCGGUACUGGACACGAAAACUCUAUGAAUUUGAGGCCAAUGAUCCAGACAGAUGGGGUCAUAGUGGUUUUAAGGAGCUUUAUCCAGAGGAGUUUCAAUCAGACAGAGAGGCAGAUGAUGCUAAACACAGAAGAAACGGCAAGGACAAAAUGUCUGCUGAGAAACAAAAGAAGACCAAGAAAUCCUCCAAGCGAAAGAAGAAGAAAAAGAAAAAGAAGCAGAGGACUGAAGGGUCAGACUCUGAGUCAGACAGCAGCGCGACAGACGGCACCAAAAGGAAGCCGAAGAGGAAGAGCGGUAAAAGCAAACACCGUAGGAAAAAGGCGCACAAACACAAAGCGACGGAGGAGGACAGCAGCACAGACGACAGUGAAUCAGACAGAGGGCAAGAAAAGACACACAGGAAGAGAAGACGCAGAACUGUAAUAGACAAGCAAACAGAGCCCGAAAGGAAAAAAAGGAAGAACUGGAAAGCAGCGAAUGAAGAGAAAUCAGAGGAGAGCUCUGAGGACUGACGUACUCCACCAUGAUCCUCACAGUUCAGUCAGUCAGUCAGUAGUGUUUAAAACAAACAACACCAAUUUGCACCAUUCACUCUGUCAGCUCUCCAUUAGUGUGCAAUCUGAUCUUCAUACCUCACCAACGGGACACUUGAUAGAGCUUUUUUGUAAUUAUGUGAUAUGAUUUUAUAUCAUUUUAAUGAUUUAGACAUGUGGUUGUAUAUGCUUUGUAGUUUUUGUAUACAUUUUGACAAAACUAUUUUUUAAACCAAAACUCAGGUAUUUUAGCCGAAUGGAAGAUAAAAGAAAUGCCCAAGAGCAUUGGGUUUACAAAGAA